Symbiodinium sp. CCMP2456 is the source of this 1013-nucleotide messenger RNA. The record is from the annotation of a GenBank genome assembly. NCBI's taxonomy places the organism in Eukaryota, Dinophyceae, Suessiales, Symbiodiniaceae.
AUGCAGGGUGCUUCAGUCGACUGGGAAUGGGCACAGGCUUUGGAUCUGCGGCAGCGAAGCGACGAAUGGCUGUUUCUAAUUCUGGCUGCCGGCAUGGGGUUUCUUGUGUCGGCGCUGCUGCUACUACUGCGAGAGAACCCAUCCACGGGCAUGGACUUGCAGAUGAUCGGCAGCCGCCGAGAUCAGAGAAGGCUACGGCGUCUGGUUCUGCCAGCAAACUGCGUGCAAACCGUGCCAGAGGAUGCGAAGAAGGGUUCCCGUUCCGUUGCGAUACCCGGCGUCUCUGACUGGCGCACGACCGCUACCGACCUUCUACAUGUCACCGCGAAGGCCGCCAUGGAGAAGGUGAUUCCCAGAGGCCGGGAGGCACGCUGGAGCCAUCGCCAGGUGAUCCCGGAACGCUUGAACCAAGUUGACUGCCGGCCGGUCCUGGUUUUCGUCAACACCCGAAGUGGGGGCCAGCAAGGCUUCAAGGUGCUGACGGAGAUGAGGAAUUACCUCCACACCCUGCAAGUGGUGGAUCUGCAGCGCGAGGGCCCGGAAGCUGCACUGAAAUGGUGGGAGAAGACUGGCCUGAGGUACCGUAUCCUCGUCUGUGGCGGUGACGGAACAGUCGGCUGGGUUCUCGGCGCGCUAUACCAGCUAGAGUUGGCCUACCUGCCUCCUGUUGGAAUCCUUCCUUUGGGCACAGGGAACGACCUGGCUCGAGUCACAGGAUGGGGAGGUGGCUUCACCGCGUCCAGCGUUCUUCCCGUCCUGCAGCGAGUGAACGAGGCUCACGCUGAGCUGCUCGACCGCUGGACGGUAACUUCCAGUUGGCUGGAAGACCUGCGGCCCUCUUGGUUGACUGGCGGCACAUCCCAGGUCAAGGAGCGACGGCUGAAGCCUAUGGUGAUGAGCAACUACUUCGGCAUAGGCGUCGAUGCAGCAGUGGCGCUGGACUUCCAUCAGAUGCGGGAGCGCAGACCAGAAUGGUUUUGGUCGCAGCUCGUCAACAAGCUUUGGUACUUCAG